Messenger RNA from Babesia microti strain RI, 2199 nucleotides. RefSeq names its product Ubiquitin-activating enzyme E1 1. The record is from RefSeq and is a predicted model, not a curated record. Gene Ontology annotation, biological process: protein modification by small protein conjugation. NCBI's taxonomy places the organism in Eukaryota, Apicomplexa, Aconoidasida, Piroplasmida, Babesiidae. Gene Ontology annotation, molecular function: ubiquitin-like modifier activating enzyme activity. Gene Ontology annotation, cellular component: cytoplasm. The coding region runs from base 1 to 2199 and encodes 732 amino acids. The transcript is spliced from 2 exons.
AUGUCACCAGUAGGCACUAAUACAAUAAUACACAUAUUGUUACUACUGAAAUAUUCCCCUGAUUGUGUGGCAAUAAGAUCCGGUAGUCAUUUUACAUUGGCUAAUUUGGGACAAUAUCCCCCCCAAAAUAAUAAUCCAUACUCUUGCAAAUUUAGUAGGCUCAAUUUGGCAAUAGGGGGAGACGUAGCAAGAUUAUCUAAUGGCAAAGGCGUGUUAAUUGUUAACGAUAAUAAGCUUGCCAGUUUAGUGAAAUCUCAUCUUAGCAUUGCUGGUAUAAUUAAUUAUGUAUACAGGGCUAAUGAUGGGCAAAGUAUUGCUGGUUUUGUUUGGGAUACUUUCAAUUUAUACGGCAAAGGAGACAUUCCCAGCAAUAUAAGCGUUGUUGUUGGUUGUAAUUUGACUAAUUUACAGUAUUUUUGGUGGAAAAUUAAGUGUUUACUCAACAAUUUGGUACUAAUAACGGCUGAUUGUUACAACUCAAACUGUACAGUAUCUAAUCACGCAAAUUGUUCUGAUAAUUGGUCAGUGAUUCGAGGUUUAUCCAAAUCAAUUGGUUAUAUAUUUUCUAAAAAUGACAGUUCAAUAUUAGCUACUGAACUAACAGCUAGUAUCGUUGCUUGUGAAUCAAUAAAGUCAAUAACUAACACUUUGGAACCUAUAAAAACUCCAUGGAAUAAGAAAAUUGAAACCCCCCAAAGUAGACCAAUAAAUAUACUUUUGAUUGGUGCAGGUGCAGUUGGAUGUGAAAUGGUCAGAAUGUUGCAGCAGAUGGGAUUUCUGGCGCCUGGUUCCAAACUUACUGUUGUGGAUUUUGACAUAGUAGACACUGUUAAUCUUAGCACUCAACUUGUAUAUAAUGAGGAGGACGUUGGUAAGGACAAAGUUGCUGCUAUUAAGAAGUACCUAACUAGAUCUUCCAUCUAUUUGGAUAAACCUGACUAUUUAACUGGGAAGGAUCUGGACAUUUGCACCAUAUCUGCAAAAUUCGAUGGGAAUACUGCAAAAAAAAUUUUCUCUGAUUGGAUAAAAUCUUGUCUCAGUAACAAAAGGGAUAAACUGAUCAUUGCAGCAGUUGAUAAUUUUAAGGCUAGAAUGCUAAUCGAUCGUUAUUCAUUGCUGUAUCAGAUACCAUUGCUUGAGAUAGGUAUUGAUGGUACUAAGGGUAGUAGCAGCAUAUCAAUACCAUAUUUGACUGACCCUUACAGCUCAAUGCCAGGGAGUGACUCUACUUCUAAUGCAUCAUGUUCUGUAAAGGGAAUACCAAAUGACACGAAUGAUACGGCUAUGUUUGGGAAGCUAGUUGUCACAAAUUUGCUAUUCAAGGGUAACAACUUCGAUCAAACAAGUUCACAACUUAGGAAUACGAUAAUGACACUUUUCCCUCUGAAUAAUGAAGAUUGGUUUAUUGAUGAAGUUGAGAGUGUUUUAUCACUAUCACUUGAAGUACAAAAUGGAUAUAUAAAAAAAUACAGUGAUAAUGAAGAUGUAAAUAAUUACCUACAAAAGAGCGAUAAAUCUCGUCUUCUGAUGGUUAAAUUGGCAAAUUUAAGGGCCAGAGUCUUUGGUUUGGAACCAAAUAAUACUGAAACGAUUUUGGCAAUGAUAGAUAAUAUAGUACCUUCGGCUUCAUUUACAACUAGCUCAAUAGUGGCUUUGGCCCUCAGUAACCUUACUGGCUUCAAAUAUGAAAAAACUGCAGUCCCGUGGUUUAGGGAAUAUCGCAAUAACGAUUACAAAUUAAGUUGUGACAAAGGUAUCAUGACUCUUUAUCGCAAGGAUAAGCCUAUGCUUUGGUUGAAGAUGCAUAAAUAUAAACGAUUUUUCCCAAUAAAAAACAAUUAUUUCUGGUACUUUCUAAAUUUGGCUAAUUGUAAUUUUACACCAGUUGCGGCACCGGAAAUUGAAGUUUGGUGGCCAAGUCGAAAGUCUUUGUUUGGCAAAACACGUAUUGGGUUGUCUGUGUGGGAUGUAUUUAACCCAUCCACAUAUGAAAUGACGCUAAAUGAUUUGGCAUUGUGCUAUGAGGAAAUGUUUAGAGUCCGAAUAGUUGGAUUUGUCAGUUUGGCAAAUAAUAUGGAGGAUCAGGUUUUGCAACUAGAUGAUACUAAAUUGUGUCAGUUGGCGGAUUGUCUAGGAUUACGUCCAAUUGCCAAAAUGGAUAAUCAGAUUAUUCAAUUGCCGGAUACUUUAUUGGAUUAA